Messenger RNA from Rotaria sordida, 945 nucleotides. The record is from the annotation of a GenBank genome assembly. NCBI's taxonomy places the organism in Eukaryota, Metazoa, Rotifera, Eurotatoria, Philodinida, Philodinidae.
AUGGGUAAUACGAAUGGACAAGUAGUAGCUGGUGGCAAUGGCCAAGGAAAUCGAUUGGAUCAAUUGAAUCUACCAACCGAUGUGUUGAUUGACAAAGAGACGGAUAGUCUCAUUAUUUGUGAUUCGGAUAAUCGACGAGUCAUUCGAUGGUCUCGUCGUAGUGGUACAAUUCAAGGAGAAAUCCUCCUCGACAACAUCGCUUGUCGAGGAUUGGCCAUGGAUGGUCAGAGAUAUCUCUACAUCUCUAACUACGACAAACAUGAAGUAAAACGAUAUCAAAUAGGAGACAAGAAUAGAACUAUUGUGGCUGGUAGCAAUGGCAAAGGUGUUGGUUUCAAUCAACUCAACUGUCCGUACUACAUCUUUGUCGAUCAACAACAGACUGUCUACGUGUCAGACAACGAGAAUCAUCGUGUAAUGAAAUGGAAUAAAGGUGCAAAAGAAGGAAUUGUCGUCGCUGGAGGUCAAGGCAAAGGGAAUGCUCUGACACAAUUGUCGGAUCCUGGUGGACUGUUCAUCGAUACGUCGGGUACCAUCUAUGUGGCAGACAUGUCGAAUAAUCGAGUGAUGCGUUGGGCUAAAGGAGCGAAACAGGGCACUGUCAUUGUGGGUGGAAAUGGUCACGGAGCAGGAGCAAAUCAGUUCAACUGUCCCUGGAAUUUUAGAAAAUUUUAUGCUAAAACAAUGGAAGCGAUUUAUACAUUACAUAAAACAAUGAAUGCUCGUUUUUAUGCUUAUCUUAAGAUUCGUGACCUUAAAACUCAAUUAGGUAAACAACAUUUAGCUGCAUUGGAUGAUACGACAUAUUUAACUAUUGGUAAUUGUCGAUCGGAAUUUCUUGCUGCACAUCGUGAUUAUGUAGAAAAAUUUCAAGUUAUUGAGCUUUCACAAGAAUUAAUAACAACACGAAGACAUAUAACUGUUCCUUUUCUCCGAUUGUCUUGA